Molecule: messenger RNA, 1363 nt
Organism: Colossoma macropomum (tambaqui)
Lineage: Eukaryota; Metazoa; Chordata; Actinopteri; Characiformes; Serrasalmidae
Product: C-type lectin domain family 4 member E-like
Exons: 5
Coding region: 54-1142 (362 amino acids)
Molecular function (GO): signaling receptor activity
Source: RefSeq, a predicted model, not a curated record
AACAGGUGGACACUUAUUCAGCGUUUUACUGAGUCUUAUAUUAUAGAUUAGAGAUGUCUGAGAGUGUUUCUAAUGGUAUAAAUCACAAUGAUAAGCUGGAUAGGGGAGAGCUUGUUGAGAUGGUGGUGGAUAUCUAUGAGAGCGCAGAUGUUAUUAAAAGCCAUAAGCCCAACAUAGAGGUGGAGGACACCAACACAAAGAGCAGCAUACAAACUCAGUCCACAGGAGGAGACGCUGUAGAUAGCAGAUAUUACAAACUGGCUGCAGUGUGUCUGGGGCUGCUGUGUGUUAUUGUGUUGGCUGCAAUCACAGUGCUGCUCAUUAAGUUUGACAACCUGACUGUAGAGAGAGACCAGUUAAAGACCAGGUACACCAACCUGACUACAGAGAGAGACCAGUUACAGACCAGAUACACCAAUCUGACUAUAGAGAGAGACCAGUUACAGACCAGUUACACCAACCUGACUAUAGAGAGAGACCAGUUACAGAUCAGUUACACCAAUCUGACUAUGGAGAGAGACCAGUUACAGAUCAGUUACACCAAUCUGACUAUGGAGAGAGACCAGUUACAGAUCAGUUACACCAAUCUGACUAUAGAGAGAGACCAGUUACAGAUCAGUUACACCAACCUGACUGCAGAGAGAGACCAGUUAAAGACGAAAAAUACCAACCUAACUAUGGAGAGAGACCAGUUAAAGACCAGUAGCACUUCAUUGACAAGAGAGAGAGAGAGACUUCAGACGUGGCUUUUGCAACUUGGAUGGAGAUACUUCAACUCCAGUUUUUACUACAUCACUACUGGAACGAAGAGCUGGAGUGGGAGCAGACAGGACUGCACAGACAGAGGAGCAGACCUGGUAAUCAUAAACAACAGGGAAGAACAGGAGUUUAUCAACAAAACAGUUGGUAGCAGUGAAACUUGGAUUGGUCUGACAGACAUUCAAACAGAGGGGACCUGGAAAUGGGUGGACAACACAACACUGACCACUGGGUUCUGGUGGACAGGGGAGCCCAAUGAUUUUGGAGGCAAUGAGGACUGUGUUAUAACUGGCUUCAGAGGUGCUGGAUCUGAAAGAGUAUCAACCUGGGCUGAUUUUCCCUGUGGUGAUUCACGACGUGGAAUUUGUGAGAAACGUAUUUAAGUGAAUAGCAGAAACUAUAUUCAUUUUUAAGAUGAGGAAACAAAACACUAGUUUUCAUUUAUCAACAUGUAUAAUAAAACAUUUUCUUAGGACGUUUCUCAAGAACAAAUUUAAUAAAAAAACUUGGUGAAUGAGGCCCAACAUUCUGAAAUGCAAUUCAUGCAAGCAAUGCUCGUGAAAAAAAAAAAUAAAAUGUCAAAUAUUCGCUUAAGAAAAAGAAG